AUGGAGGACGCACGCAUCACACACCUUUCCUACGAACAAUCGCCCAGGACGAAGAGGAGGUCUCCAAAGCAGCUUGAUGUGUUGCAUUUUUUUCUCACGCAAGCGCUGGGUGUAGUGCUUGAGGACACUGCACCGCUACUUUUGUGGAAAUUGAUGGGUAAGAGGACCAACGAUGAGAAACAACAGGAUGAACCCCCGUGGCCCAUGAGCAGGCUCCUCGGCUAUCUAUGGGUAGCGGCAUUCAUGAGUUGGUCAGGUCCCGUAUGGCUAUAUCCACAAGCGGCUUCUACUGCACCUCUUGGUCAAAGCAGUAGUUUCCUUCCUUAUAGCAUUAUCAAAGCAUGUAAAUCGGGCGAUAUACGUGCGGGCUGGGUGGUGUUUUGUUGA
This is a messenger RNA of Hymenoscyphus albidus, 387 nucleotides long. Lineage: Eukaryota; Fungi; Ascomycota; Leotiomycetes; Helotiales; Helotiaceae. The record is from the annotation of a GenBank genome assembly.